Periophthalmus magnuspinnatus is the source of this 5926-nucleotide messenger RNA. It is a transcript of the gene msi2b, whose product is annotated as musashi RNA-binding protein 2b. The coding region runs from base 188 to 1528 and encodes 446 amino acids. Gene Ontology annotation, molecular function: RNA binding. The transcript is spliced from 14 exons. The record is from RefSeq and is a predicted model, not a curated record. NCBI's taxonomy places the organism in Eukaryota, Metazoa, Chordata, Actinopteri, Gobiiformes, Gobiidae. Gene Ontology annotation, cellular component: cytoplasm.
CCCCUCCGGGCCAAGGUAGCGCGUGCAGCGAGAGGGAGGAGGGAGCAGGGGGCUGAGCUGAUCCCACGUGUGACGCUUUCAUUCCCGGCUCAGUAAUAUUCUCAUAGCGGGGCUUUGCAUAUCUCCUGCCGUAUCUGUGUGUGUCUGUCACUGUUACUGUAGUCCCAGCCUAUAGUUUGGAAUAGAUAUGGAAGGAGACGGGAGUCAAGCCACAUCCGGAAGCCUAAACGAUUCACAACAUGACCCGGGUAAAAUGUUUAUCGGUGGCCUCAGCUGGCAAACCUCACCAGACAGCCUUAGAGACUAUUUUAGUAAAUUCGGAGAAAUAAGAGAAUGUAUGGUGAUGAGAGACCCCACGACAAAACGCUCAAGAGGAUUUGGGUUUGUUACGUUUACAGAUGCUGCCAGCGUAGAUAAAGUCUUAGCUCAACAACACCAUGAAUUAGACUCAAAGACGAUUGAUCCUAAGGUUGCCUUCCCUCGUCGCGCCCAGCCUAAGAUGGUCACAAGAACAAAGAAAAUAUUUGUGGGAGGUUUGUCGGCAAACACAGUAGUGGAAGAUGUGAAGCAGUAUUUUGAACAGUUUGGGAAGGUCGACGACGCCAUGCUAAUGUUUGAUAAGACUACUAACAGACAUAGAGGAUUUGGUUUCAUAACUUUUGAGAGCGAGGACAUCGUAGAGAAAGUCUGUGAAAUUCAUUUUCAUGAAAUCAAUAACAAAAUGGUAGAAUGUAAGAAGGCCCAGCCCAAGGAGGUGAUGUUCCCACCGGGCACGCGAGGGAGAGCCCGGGGUCUGCCCUACACCAUGGAUGCCUUCAUGCUGGGAAUGGGCAUGCUGAGUUAUCCCAAUAUUGUGGCAACAUACGGCCGUGGAUACACUGGAUUCACACCCAGCUACAGUUACCAGUUUCCUGGCUUCCCGGCGACGGCGUACGGACCGGUGGCGGCGGCGGCAGUAGCAGCGGCGCGUGGCUCAGGUAGGGGGGCCCGUGGAAGAGGCGGAUACUUGGCGUACCCACAGAGCGCAGGGCCAGGCCUCCCCGAUUAUGGGUUUUACUCUGCGCCCAGUGACCAGAGGGGGGGGCCCUGCUCCUUUGCUGACUAUGCCUCCCUGGGGCCCCAAGCGGCUCAGAUGCUGCACAGUGAGCAUGCCACCUCCGCCUGCAACUCCCCCCUCCAGCACCUACACAGCCCGGAUCAGUUUAAGAACCCAGGCACCAACCCUUCGAGGCCCGGCGGCUUCCCAGGAGCUAACAGUCCCGGUCCAGUAGCUGACCUGUACGGCCCCAGCAGCCAGGAGUCUGCCGUGGGGAACUACAUCAGUGCUGCCAGCCCCCAGCCAGGGUCAGGCUUUGGCCCUAGCAUCACAGUGACGCUCUUCAACUCCAACAAGCACUACAGCGUCACUCAGGCAAAAAAUACCACCUACGAACGGACGGAAGCACGAAAAAAUGAGCGAAAAGUCUCAGAAAAACCAUAUGAAGAAGAAGAAGAAGAAGAAGAAAGGCAAAUGUUCGUCAUCUCAUAAAAAGAAACAACUGCUGUACUAUAAUCCAAACCUCCUAUACCUUUACAACCUGGUUUGGUCUGUUUCACUCACCCAAUACUCUUCCUCUGUUGUUAGCAUUUUCAGCUAGGUUUUAGUAAUGUUCUUUUAGUUUCAAUCCUUUUAUUUUUGUGACUCUUUAUUUGAUUGACUUUUUGUGUAAAUGUUUGAGUUUGUUUUCUGGAGAUUUUAUGAAGUGGUUUUAGCCAAGAAUAUUUGCAAGACAUCUUUGUAUGAAAAGGUAUUGGAUGUUUAAACUGAGUGUUUCCACCAAAAAAUGUUCAAAAUGUGGAAUACUCGAAGAAAAAAAUGAAAGAAAAUUUCAAGAAGGUAUCUAAGUAAUAAUCUUAGUAGCCGUUUCAUUUCUUGUGAUGUCUCAUUGUUAACCAUAAUUACCUAUUUUUGGGCAAUACAAAGAGGACUUCAAUAUUUUUAUGGUCCUUUUUUAUAAGUGUUGUUUUUGUUGUUUAGAAAUAUAUAUAUAUGCUAUAAUGAAAAUUUCAUAUACUACAUUGUGAAUUCAAACUUGAGAAAAAGAAAUGUAGCUGUACAUAUUAUUCCAAGUCACUGCAUAUAACCAACUCAGUGAGAAGAAUAGCAUAUUUUUGUGAUGGUCGUGUCAAAAAGAACAUGUUAUAGCGUGUGAAUAGAAGAAAAAGCUGUAAAAAAUUAUUAAUCUACUGUUUUUUUGUUUUUCUUUUCUGCUGGAAGAACGGUAUCUACUCCACAGACACACAUAAACUUGCUGUAAAUAGUUGUAAACGUCAUUUUGCAAGUGUCAUACCAGCAAAUUUAAAAAACAAGAUUGGUCUUUUUGUCUAACUGUUGCGAUAACAAGGUUUAAAAAAUCCAAAGCACACUGUAAUGAGAGGGGAAGAUUACAACUUGAAACAUUUUUUGCAGUGCAUCCUUUUAUACUCUCAAGAUUUUGUCACAUCCUGCUUGUCGUCGAAACCAUUCUAAUUCUUUAGAGAAACAGAAUAUCUGGUCUAUAAAUCCGUUCUCUUUUUUUAUUUUUUAUGACGUUUAAAACUUUUUGAUGCCAUACCUCAGCCUAGUGAGUUCAUUCUUGGCAGGUAUUAAUUUAUUCAAUUUUUUGAAACACUGAAACGAAAAGAAGCAAGGUUUUCAUUGCACUGUGAGUAGUCAAGUACAGGCCAUUUUUCCUAUUUGCACAUUGUAUAUGUUGUCAAAAACUGGCUCUGUGCGCAAAGAUAGUAUGAAGGAUUUCUAUGGGGUGAAAUAAUGUAUUCUCGAGUUGUAUGGAAACAGCUAGGGGACAAAAAGUAGACCUGCAGGCAUUGCCUUUAGAUAGAUCUUUAUAGCCACAUUCUGGUCUGGGGAGAUGAAUAUUUAUACAGGGUCACACACAAUUUAAGUGGUUUGUGUGCUUGAUAAUUUUACUCUUUCAAACAAUGAUAAUAAUAUUGAAUGCUAUCGUCCGCUUUAUACAAAAUCACUUAUGGAAUGAAUGGUCAGAAUUUUAAUUUUUCAUUUCAAACAACCAGGUAAAGAAAUAUGCUGGAUACUUCUAAUGGUAAAAUGGAGAUGAUGAUCAAGUAAUAACUUUAAAAAAUAUUAUAAAAAAUCUUGUAAUGUUGAAAUGUAAAAGAAAAAAAUACAAAACUAUAAAAAAAAUGAAAGAUGCUUCUUUGCUGGUUUUAAUCAAAGUUUUAUUGAUACUUUGUGGUUUAUAUAUGAAUAAUUGUAAAAUACUAUUAAAAUGUACUGUGCAUCCAUUGCUUUCUUCUCCUCUUCCAUCCCCCCUCCCAUAUCUCCUAAGAACCUCCUAAUCUUCUCUUCUUUUGGUUGGUCACUCAUGUAUUCAUUAGUGUGUAAAAAGCCACAGUUAACUUGUAAACUCAGUGCUGUCUUUGAUACCAGUGUAGUGAUCUAUGUUGUCCCCUCUCGCUCUACCUCUCCUUCCUCUCUCUCUCUCUCGCACCCUCCUCUUCCUCCUCUUCUAUCUCCUGUAAUUACAAGUAGAUGUUAAAUAGGACUCAUUAUAUAAUACUCGUAGUGAAUAGUGGACUUAGGACCAGUCAAGAUAAUAGACCUUUCUCAAAACAUGAGAUUUGCAGACAUUUUUUUAUAGAUCAUUGUACUUUUUUUGUCACUCCCAAUGUAUGUUUUUUCUCAUGUGGUCACAGCUAACCAAAGCUCUCAUGGAUGAACAAUACAAGAAAAACUUUUUUGCUGUAAAGGUGGAAUUGUACACAAGGCAUUAUUUGGAUCCCCACCCUUGAAUGUUUCCAAAAGGGGUGUGCCAUACUACCUUAAAUCCUGACGCUAGAUAUGCAAGUGGACUUGUGCUUAUAAUGUCACCAGCAAGUUUGAACCUCAUUAACAUCCAUACAUUUUCAAGCCUGCUGUGCCAGUCAGCGUGCUAAUUUAAGCCAAGGUUGAUUUCACGCUCACCGCCAUGAGCUAAAAUCAAUCCGAACUAUGAAAUUACAGCAAAAUACAUGCAUAACGCUAUUAAAAAUUAUUGGUUGGAUAUUUUCCCUCAAGUGCUCCCCAGAGUCAGACCCCCUCUAUACACUAAACGCUACACAAAAACAGUGCAAACUCCAGCGGCACAUCAACUCAGGGUUUGGCCUUUCAAUUUCAAUUAAAGCUAAUUCAGUCUCCUAUCAGUUAUUCAAUUCACUGCACCACAUGGUGUCUUUAAAUCCAAUCUGCUCACAUUAAUAAACAGCAUUAGUGUCCCUGUUUAUAAUUCUCCUUUAGUAAAAACGCCAAAUGACAGUUUCAAAGAUAUAAACUAUGGAGGUUAGAUUAUUUCAAAAGCACUAAUGUAAAUAUGCUGUGCAGGGCUGUGUGGGGCCUGACAAUCCUAAACAGGGUUAAAUUGUGCAAACAGCCAGCAAAAGCAACAAAUAAUGUAAAGAGGAAAAGCCUAUAUUUUAUUUGAAAUCAAUGUUUAACAUGUCUAUAGACCAGAUGGACUUGUGGUGAAAUAGUUUGAAGAUUGAUUAUCCAAUCAAUAAUUUAGUGGCUGCAUUAUUAUUAUUAUUAUUAUUAUUAUUAUUAUUAUUAUUAUUAUUAUUAUUAUUAUUAUCAUCAUGAUCAUCAGAGUCAUCUUUUCCUUUACUUCCAUUCAAUAGAAAACUGCAACUCCAACCUCUUUGAGACUACACUUUAUUAUUCAACAUGUCCCUUGAUUUGCUGGUAGCAUUUAAAAACAUACUCAUAAACCAGUCACAAACUCUUCAUUGUAUAGUUAUGCAUUUUAUAUUUGCUCACAAGCACUACUGUUACACACUGGCGUCCACUGUGUUGCGCUUCAUAGCUGGGACUUUAAGGUGGCAUGGCUCUGUUACUGUAAUUUAAGUUCCUCUCAAACUGACAGCAGUUUACAGCUGAUGAAUGUUACACAUCUUAGUAGACUAGCUUAGCCAUCUGGGGAGAGGGGGAGGGAUCUGGGUUUAAGAAACAUGAAAAAAGUCAAAAAAAGAUAAACGUCAACCUGGAAAGUGUUGACAUUUGUAGUGUACUACCGUAUCCAUUUAAACUUGAAUCUUGAGGCAAGUGCUAGGCAAUGGCCACACCAUUAUAGAGCCCAUUCAUGUGUGGGAAAGUCCACCCUAAAACCACUUGUCGCUUUGGACCAGUUUUGUCAAUAUUAAAGAUUUAAAGAUUAGCAGAGUUUUUGUGGCGGGCAUUUUUACCUGACCGAGCCUUAGUGUGGCCUUAUCUCUGGGAGAUACUGGACACUGUCACAUGACCACAAGUGACUAAAGCUGUAGUCUUAGCCCUUUUAGGAGGUUGCUCAAAGGCCACUUUCCAAAGCGACUCAGAGUAGAUGUGUUGUUAGGUGGAUUUCCUGUUCAGUCCAAUCAUGCCAUCCCACAUUCAUGGCAAACAGUUGCAAUAUAUAUGUGUGUACAGAUUGGUAUAUAUUUGCAAUUUCAUGCAUUGACAAUACUACACUGGAGACCUCAGCUGUAAACCGUAUGUGACACACCACCACACAGCUAUCCCAUCAUGCUUAGCUUCACCGUGGCGUGUGUGGAGUUGGGAGCAGACCUCUAGAGGCCACCGUCGGCCCAUUCCUAACACUUGCCCCUGUUUUUUUAUGUUCACCAACUUUUUAUGGCGAGAGACAGACAGACUUGACUGACAUCUGAAAGCAUCUUUCAGGUUAUCAUAUGGCUUGCUCAAGCCCUGUUGUAAAAUAUACGAAAAAAUAAUAAUGAUAAUAAUAAUAUGGAUGGGGGUCUCUCACAUAUCAAAUGUGGAAAGUCUAAUUUUAUAUUUGUAUUUUCAAAUAAUAAUAUUGACAAAAAAUGUCUGUGAAAGGUUUCCAUCCUCUACUGUGGUCCAGAAAUUGAUGUGUCUGUCUGGAAAAUAAAUAAAAUAAACUGAAUUGUUAUAUGA